GGCCUUAGUACUUGGGCGCUACACAGCCCCGCAGGGCUCAACCUCGGGCUUUUGGGGUGCUAUGUGCUCAUUUGCCUUCUGCCACUCGAAAUCUCUCCCGGUAAGCAACUUGCGGCAUCUCUUUUCACUGCCAUUUUGUUGCUGAUAUCGUGUUGCCGCCUUGCUGAAGUUAUCAGACACACUCCCGACGAUUGAUUUUGGCGGGUCGAGGACGCGCUGGUGGGGCAGGCCGAACGACCCCGCUCCAAGGGUGUCCCAAGUCCCCUCGCACACGAGCGGUCAUGGCGACUCAAGUCACGAUCCACGAGAAGGGUAUCACGGUGUUGUACGAAGCUUCGCAUCCGAGGAUCGACUUAGUGUUCGUCCAUGGAUUUACUGGCCACCCCAAAAACACCUGGACGUGGCAAAGGGCCAAACACCGAUCAACCGAACAAAAGAAGAAGCGCGGCCGAAACGAAGAGCCGCCCACGGCCCGACGCCUUAAGAUCCCGAAGUUGUCCUUUGGCCAAAGCCCGCGAGAUCCCUCAACCGCUACUUCCUCGAUCCCACAAUACGACCGAACAGAGAUAUCGGACGCUGCGGGCAGCAGAAACGCCGCGAAACUUGAAGGGCGACAAGAGGAAGUCUACUGGCCAGCAGACCUUGCGAGCCAAACGAUCCCCGACUCUCGGAUCCUCACCUACGGCUACGACACCAACAUCCGGUUCUUGUUGAAGGGGCCGGUUAGCAAAAACACGGUCCCCGACCAUGCCCGGAACCUUUUGUGUUCCCUCGAAGAACUGCGACGCUGUCCAAACGAGUCAUGCCGGCCGCUUCUCUUCAUCGCCCACAGCCUCGGCGGCAUCGUCGUCAAAGAGGCCCUGCGACAAUCCCGAAGGUGUGCAUCGACGCAGCCUCGUUUUCAUGGGAUUUUCGAAGCGACAUCUGGCUUCAUGUUUUUCGGGACCCCCCACAAAGGCGCAGAUCCACGGAAUUUCCUCCAUCACAUCGUAUCAGCUUCAGUCCAACUUCUUGGCUUCAAAGUCAAUCACCAGAUCGUGGACAGACUUAUGCCAAAUGCCGAACAGCUACUGGAAUUGAGAGACGAGUUUUCCGUCCUGUGUCAUGAGAGGAAAUGGCCGGUACACUCGUUCCAGGAAGAAUAUGGCGUUACGGGACUUUUCGGAACGAAGGUGGUGGACGACCGCUCAUCUUGUCUCGACGAUCCUACAAUCGAGACGAAGCGACACAUUUCAGAAAACCACAUGGAUAUGUGUCGCUUUUAUGGGCUUCAGGACCCGGAGUACUCAAAGGUGGCUGCUGCAAUGACGUUCAUCCUUGGAACCAUUGGAGACCGCAAGCACACGAUAAGCCCCCUGCACGAGCAACUUCCCCUGCGCACACUGUCCGAUACGUCCAUUCUUCACGAGCAGUCUCCUCCUGAGCUCCCAGCCGUCGGGAGCCAGGUUCAGGACAGCUUUUCGCCGCCGGAAACUCAAAACUGCAGAGACGAGUGCUCAGUCAGCGACAGCAUCGAUGCCACCCUCAAAGAGUCUCUCGUAGAACGGCUCUUCUUCUCCAAAAUCGACGAACGCCUAACACACCUCACUGCGGCCCAAGGGAGGACAUGCCGCUGGUUCCUUGCCAAGCCAGAAUACACCGCCUGGCGCGACAUGGCACAGCAGCCAGACGGCGGCGGUUUCCUCUGGAUCAAAGGCAACCCUGGCACCGGGAAGUCUACUCUGAUGAAGCUCCUCUUUGAGGAGGCUAGGGGGAGUGCAAAAGGCGACUCAUCACAAAUCAUACUGUCCUUCUUCUUCCUCGCGCGGGGCACGAUCGAGGAAAAGUCAACGAUAGGUCUCUACCGUUCUCUUCUCCAUCAACUCUUUGAGAAGACGGUGGACCUGAGGGGCAGUCUGGAGUGGAUGACAGCUUAUGGCGCAAGAGGCAUCCUGCAGAAUGGAUGGCACGAAGAGGCGUUGAAGCAGACGUUAAAGCAUGCUAUUCCUAAGCUCGGGAGUCGGUCUUUGACGAUAUUUGUUGACGCACUGGACGAAUGCGACCAGAGCCAGGCUGCUGGCAUGGUUUGCUUUUUCGAAGAGCUGUGCGAUGACGCCAAAGACGCAAACGUGAAGCUGCGGAUUUGCUUCUCGAGCCGGCACUAUCCGACCGUCGUCAUCCAGCAGGGCGUCGAGGUCACCUUGGAAGCCGAGGACGGGCAUGCUGACGACAUCGAGGGCUACAUCAAGGCGAAACUCCGGUUGGGAAAAAACAAGCACGCCGAAACACUCCGAGCCGAAAUCCUCAAAAAGUCAUCGGGCAUCUUCCUCUGGGUCGUCUUGGUCCUCGACAUCCUCAGAAAGGAGUAUCCCAACAGCUCCGUCUCCAUUAGCAAAAUCCGCAACCGUCUCGAACAGAUCCCGCCUGGACUUAACGAUUUGUUUGAGAUGAUCCUUGCGCGGGAUGGGGAGAAUAUCGAGCAACUGCAUGUCUGUCUCAAAUGGGUACUUUUUGCUACUCGUCCCCUGAAGCCACAGGAGCUCUACUUUGCCGUCCAGCUGGGUCUCGAUAAGGAAAGAUCGGGUUAUUGGGACCAUGAAGACGUCGAAGAGGACCAGAUGAAGACAUUCGUAAGAACCUCCUCCAAAGGCUUGGCUGAAGUCACACGGAACAAAGCCUCCGAAAUCCAGUUCAUCCAUGAAUCUGUCCGGGAUUUCUUGCUGGGCCGAUACGGGGGGCAGUGGUCUGGGGCUUCUGGGAACUUCGAAGGCCACUGCCACGACAUAUUGAAGGAUUGCUGCUUGGCUCAGCUGAACGCUCCCAUCGGCGAUGGCAUCGAUAUACCGGAUGCGCUGCCGCAGGGCGCCGAAGCAGCACAGCUGAGGGAGGAGCUUCACCAGAAGUUUCCGUUUCUCGAAUAUUCGGUCCUCUACGUCCUUCAUCAUGCCAACAGCGCUCAACAGCAUGGGAAAGAGCAAGAUCUCCUUGCGGAUUUCCCUCUUCCACAGUGGGUAACCCUCAACAAUGCUCUCGAAAGGCAUGCCGUCCGGCGGUAUACCAAAUCAGUCAACCUCCUCUACAUCCUUGCCGAGAAGAAUUUGGCAGAUCUUAUUCGUGUUCAUCAUCAGCCGGCAGCCUGCUUUAAAGUUGGAGAGGAACGCUAUGGACCGCCAAUAUUUGCUGCGCUGGCUACGGGGAGUCACGACGCAGUUGAGGCCAUUUUGAAAAGCCUCCAAGCGCGAGUCCAGCACCUUUCUCCUCUUCCCGACCUAUGGGCACAAUAUCAACAGGAUCAAGGCAAACGGACAAUGUUUGGGCGCGGCUUCGCAUUUUCACGACGAAACAGCAUCCUUUCGUAUUUGCGAGAGCGAGGCGAUGAGGCUAUAUUUCUUGCCUGUGCUUUCUCGGGCCAGGUCGAGGUCGACGCGAAGGAUAAAGACGGCCGGACGGCGCUGUCGAGGGCCGCCGAAAACGGCCACGAAGCUGUUGUGCAGCUGCUGCUUAACACGGGCCAGGUCGAGGUCGAUGCGAAGGAAAGGUCCGGCCGGACGCCGCUGUCGUGGGCCGCUUAUAACGGCCGCGAAGCUGUUGUGCAGUUGCUGCUCAACACGGGCCAGGUCGAGGUCGACGCGAAGGAUAAGGAAGGCCGGACGCCGCUGAUAACUAUGGCCCGGACGCCGCUGUCGAAGGCCGCCGGGAACGGCCACGAAGCUGUUGUGCAGCUGCUGCUUAACGCGGGCCAGGUCGAGGUCGAUGCGAAGGAAGGGUCCGGCCGGACGCCGCUGUCGUGGGCCGCCGAAAACGGCCACGAAGCUGUUGUGCAGCUGCUGCUUAACACGGGCCAGGUCGAGGUCGACGCGAAGGAUGGGUCCGGCCGGACGGCGCUGUCGUGGGCCGCUUAUAACGGCCGCGAAGCUGUUGUGCAGCUGCUGCUCAACACGAGCCAGGUCGAGGUCGACGCGAAGGAUAAUUAUGGCCGGACGCCGCUGUCGAAGGCCGCCGGGAACGGCCACGAAGCUGUUGUGCAGCUGCUGCUUAACACGGGCCAGGUCGAGGUCGAUGCGAAGGAAGGGUCCGGCCGGACGCCGCUGUCGUGGGCCGCCGAAAACGGCCGCGAAGCUGUUAUGCAGCUGCUGCUUAACACGGGCCAGGUCGAGGUCGACGCGAAGGAUAAGGAAGGCCGGACGCCGCUGUCGUGGGCCGCUUAUAACGGCCGCGAAGCUGUUGUGCAGCUGCUGCUUAACACGGGCCAGGUCGAGGUCGACGCGAAGGAUGGGUCCGGCCGGACGCCGCUGUCGUGGGCCGCCGAAAUGAACCGCAAAGAUGUUGUGCGGCUGCUGCAGCAAGCCUUUACUGAAAAUACUCGCACUGUUCCCACAAAUGCAGCCCUGUCAGAUGGUUCGACGGAGGUGAGGAUACAAUAGCUAGUAAUUGUUUUGUUCUGAUUUCUUUUUUUAAAAAAAAGGGACCGGAAAAUCGUGACAAUAUAUGAUCUCUAUUUUAAUUCCAGCA
Messenger RNA from Gaeumannomyces tritici R3-111a-1, 4491 nucleotides. RefSeq lists its product as hypothetical. The transcript is spliced from 3 exons. NCBI's taxonomy places the organism in Eukaryota, Fungi, Ascomycota, Sordariomycetes, Magnaporthales, Magnaporthaceae. Gene Ontology annotation, cellular component: nucleus; cytoplasm. The record is from RefSeq and is a predicted model, not a curated record. Gene Ontology annotation, molecular function: protein binding. The coding region runs from base 282 to 4403 and encodes 1373 amino acids.